Plasmodium gallinaceum is the source of this 624-nucleotide messenger RNA. Its product is annotated as thioredoxin, putative. Lineage: Eukaryota; Apicomplexa; Aconoidasida; Haemosporida; Plasmodiidae. The transcript is spliced from 3 exons. The record is from RefSeq and is a predicted model, not a curated record. Bases 1 to 624 code for a protein of 207 amino acids.
AUGGCAUGUGUUAAUUUCAACUCUCCUUAUCAAGCGGAAAAAAGAAGGACAUCUGAAAAUGUAGAUGUAAAUAAUAUUGAUUCUACAAAUAUACCUAUUAAUUAUACAGACAUGGAUCUUGUACUUUUUCCAGAAGGAUCAUUAAAAAAUAUCAAUGACACCGUAGUAAGCGAAAAGCAUUUAGUUGGAAAAUCUGUGGCUUUAUUUUUUUCAAAUGGAUCUGACCCCAAAUGUAGAUCAUUUUUACCUUUCUUACAACAGUUUUAUAAAACUAUAAAUGAAGGUGGAUCAAAUCAGAAAAUAGAAAUUAUUUUUGUAAGUAUUGACUCUGACAGAAAAUCAUUCGAAGACCAUAAAAAACACAUGCCUUGGCUAUACAUUGACAUUACUGACCCAUUAACAGAUAUAUUGAAAAAGCAUUUUAGAGUCAUGAGCUAUCAUGAAGUUCCUUUAUAUGGAUCAGGACCUAGAAGCGACGUACCCUGCUUAAUUGUCAUAGGGAGUGAUGGAAGAGAAGCACAACUUCUACAUAUUAGCAGUGGCAGGGAUGAAGGUGAAAAGGGUCUUUUAAGGUGGGAUUACAGAAAUAACAUAUAUACUCUAAAUAAAAGAAACACUAUUUAG